UGCAAACAUAAAUAAUUCACUUCUGUGGCUCAAAAGGAAAUCUCCACUGUUAACCUUUUAAGUUGUGAAGUUUCACUGUGUAUUUUUGGGGCGGGGAACUAUUUAAUGAGCUACUUUUCUUUACUUGACAGACAAGUUUCAACAGUCGAAACAGCACAACAUCAGACUUACUGGAGAAACUCGUCUUGGUCUUAGAUAAGAUUUACACUGUGUGCGUCAUCACCAUGUUUUCUGCCAAACGGUUAAUAGGAGGCCUAUUGGAUGUUGUGAGCAAUAUUGAUCCCUCCCAGUUUGUUCCUUCUGCUCCACCUCCUGCACGAAGACCCUUAACAAAUGUCCAGGCAUCUGCGGAUGAGAGCGAUGAGGACAGACAGUUCCGUAAAGUUUUCGCACAGAUCGCCGGAGAGGACAUGGAAGUUAGCCCUAAUGAGCUGAUGAGCGUUCUCAACAGGAUUCUGACCAAGCAUGCUGACCUAAAGACUGAUGGUUUCUCAAUUGAGUCUUGCAGGAGCAUGGUGGCAAUAAUGGAUACUGACAAUUCUGGAAAGUUGGGCUUUACAGAAUUCAAAUACCUGUGGAACAAUAUAAAGAGAUGGCAGGCCAUCUAUAAGACGUAUGAUGCAGAUCACUCUGGAACGAUUGGGGCCAGUGAGCUGCCCGCAGCUUUCAAAGCAGCAGGUUUUCCUCUUACUGAUAAUCUCUACCAGAUGAUUAUUCGCAGGUAUAGCGAUGAAAGCGGCAACAUGGACUUUGACAAUUAUAUCGGGUGUCUGGUGCGACUGGAUGCAAUGUGCCGUGCUUUUAAGACGCUUGACAAGAACAGUACAGGAACUGUCAGUGUCAACAUUAAGGAGUGGCUUCAGCUGACUAUGUACUCUUAAAGCAAAAAUACAUCGAACCCCUGACUACAAAAAAUUUGUUUUGGAUAUUAUGAAUCAUUGUACAUCUCCUUUUUGGAUUGUAUUAAAAUAGUAAAACUGCAUACUUAAAAUAUGAAUAAAAUAUAAAUAAUUUA
Messenger RNA from Tachysurus vachellii, 1015 nucleotides. RefSeq names its product calpain small subunit 1-like. The transcript has 11 exons. The record is from RefSeq and is a predicted model, not a curated record. Gene Ontology annotation, molecular function: calcium ion binding. NCBI's taxonomy places the organism in Eukaryota, Metazoa, Chordata, Actinopteri, Siluriformes, Bagridae. The coding region runs from base 225 to 881 and encodes 218 amino acids.